AUGGCAAGAAUCAUAAUGACAUUCUCUACUCCUCUGUUUUUCUUCCUCCUCUCUAUCCUCUUUCACCAAACCAUGUCUCAACCUGAACACAUGUCUACUUUCUGCAAUCCUGUCGAAAACUUUACACAAACCAGUUCAUACGAAGCAAACCGCGACAUUUUACUCUCCUCUCUCCGCACCAGGUCCUUACUAGGAACCUAUUCUAACGUCACAGUCGGUCGUAGUCCCAACACAGUCCAUGGCAUGUUCCUCUGCACAGGCGACACCACCGUAGCAACUUGCUCAGACUGCGUCCAGACCGCAACGACCGAGAUCGCUACAAACUGUAGUCUUAACAAAGGAGCGUAUAUAUACUACGAAGAGUGUAUGGUUCGAUACUCCAGUGUUUCCUUCUUCUCUGUUCUUGAGGUCAGACCAAACAUCGUUCUUUACUCUCUUCGCUCUGCUCCAGACUCGAAUACGUUCAACGAAACACUAGCUGAUAAAUUCAACGAGCUCAUUCUCAACGUAUCUUCGUCCUCUUUGGUUCCAUAUUUCGUGGACGAUCAAGAACGUGUGACUCAAUCAGAGGGUAUGUAA
Molecule: messenger RNA, 579 nt
Organism: Brassica napus (rape)
Lineage: Eukaryota; Viridiplantae; Streptophyta; Magnoliopsida; Brassicales; Brassicaceae
Product: cysteine-rich repeat secretory protein 9-like
Exons: 1
Coding region: 1-579 (192 amino acids)
Source: RefSeq, a predicted model, not a curated record